GUGGCUGUCCUUCCUUACUGUAAGCCGCUCCUCAUUGGCCACCGUGAGCCCCUCUGCGAGAAGGAAAUAUCACCAGGGAAACUUCUUCUUGCUGCCUGUGUGCAUGUUUUCCUCCGUGCCAGGGUUAUUUUUAAAUAGCGUUUGGCUUCCUGCUCAGACUGAAGUCUUCAAGCCACAGCAUCCCUGUUUUGUUGUUUUCGGGAUUUGGCAGUUCAGAGAUCCUGUAAAGCUCGCUGCAAUGUUCUCUUCUUCUCCUCUCUCACAGUUUCACUGCAAGCUCUUUGCAAAAAUGGGGGAUGACAGACCUUUUGUGUGCAACGCUCCCGGCUGUGGACAGAGGUUCACCAAUGAGGACCACUUGGCUGUACACAAACACAAACAUGAGAUGACCCUGAAGUUUGGACCCGCCAGGACUGACUCUGUUAUAAUUGCAGAUCAAACACCUACCCCCACUCGUUUUCUGAAGAACUGCGAGGAAGUCGGCCUCUUUAAUGAACUUGCUAACUCUUUCGAACAAGAUGACGAUGAAAAAAAGGCAAAAAACUCUCUUCCAGCAGCCAACUCUGUGGCUGUGGACAUGAGCCUGCAGACACCCUCAGAUGUGAAGGUGAAACAGGAGGUGCCUGUAGAAGUGGACUCCUCACCUCCAGGCAGCCCAGAAUCGAUAUCUGGAACCUCGGACAGCAACCAGGAGCCCAUAGUUAGAGUAAAGGACACCCCUCCUAGGAGUUCAGCUCCCACUCCAACUAUUGUUCGCCCAGGUUCUCUCCCACUACAUUUGGGCUUUGAUGCUCUUCAACCCACCAUGCCAUCACCCACCUCUGUCAUCACACAGGCACCACCUUCAAAUCGCACUUUGGGUUCUCCAACGAGCCAUUACCCGAUGAUGAUGCUUCCCUCGGGUCAGGCUGUACCUGUGCUUCCCGGUCCUGUCCAGAUUCCCUCCGUCAUUAAUCUCGCUCGACCCAUGUGUAUGGUACCCAACAUUCCUGGAAUCCCUGGUCCUCCUCUGGGAGGCAGCAGCAGCGGCUCCAACUCCCCCUCUGGCUACAGCAUCCACUCAGAGGCCAAGAUGCGUCUGAAAGCAGCGCUGUCGCAGCAGAGCCCAUCAGGACAGCAUCUGGGUGCCAUGGUAAUGGGCAGCAGCCCCAUGGUCCCUCAGAAGGCCGAGCAGAGCCAGCUUUUGGUCCAGCAUCCAGAUGCCCCAUCGCCUGCACAACCCCAGGUAUCGCCGGCACAGCCUACAGGUGGGCGUCGACGGCGAACGACAGAUGAUGACCCAGAUGAGCGAAGGCAGCGCUUCCUGGAGAGGAAUAGGGCGGCGGCAUCGCGCUGCAGACAGAAACGCAAACUGUGGGUCAGUUCUCUGGAGAAGAAGGCCGAGGAGCUGAGCACUCUCAACGUCUCGCUGUCGAAUGAGGUUUCACUGCUCCGUAACGAGGUGGCACAUUUAAAGCAGCUUCUGCUCGCCCACAAGGACUGCCCUGUAACCACCCUACAAAAGAAGACUGCCUACUUAGCUGCAGAAGACAGCCUAAAGGACACAUCAGAGCCGACAGGUUCUCCUGCCCCAGUGAUCCAGCACAGUUCUUUGGCACCCAGCCCCUCAGUGGGUCAAAACGGCUUAAGCACAAGAGCUGCAGCUGAGGCCAUGGCCAUGUCAGUGCUAGCAGGAAUGGGUCAGCACCAGAGGGUAGAGGGUGGACCCUCUCACAUCAUCAUGGCAGCACAGUCUCAGUCUGCUGCGAGAUGAUGAGCAGCACCACCACCGGCCCAGACUUGGUUCAUUACCCAGGGGUAGAAAAAGACUCCCAUUAUCUACAGCCUUUAGGUCCAAAUUUCACAUCUCCUCUCUCCGUCUCUCCUCCUUUCAUCCUCCUGUGGAGCCUUCAAGCUGUGGCCUGGAGCUCAGCAGCAUCGGCAGCGUUCUGGGAAUGGUCUGAGACUUUUAGUGAGAGCUUCCUGUUAACUUUGCCAUAAACUACAGGGGCUGGACUCCGAUAUCCCUUUUCCUCUUUGCCUCUUCUGCUCAUCUCUCCUCACCCUUGGUGAAAACAAACUUUUCAAAAGACUUAAAGGACGUGCAUUGACCCCCUGCCUUGAUAAUGGACUUCCUAUGUGCACAGUUUCAGACUCAAAGGAGUUGCAUAAAAAUUGUUGAUCAAAUCAGAUCCAGAGGAUCUGAUUUGAUCUACAAUUUGUAACCAUGAUCUACAUUUGUAACCAUGCUAACACCCACACACCUUCAGCUCAGUUGACGAGAACAACCGUCUCAAGUUGUUCUGAUUCUGAUCACCAUCUUGUUAACUGUUCCACAUCAGCAUCAUGGACCCAAGCACGUUACCUCAUAUUACCCCUUUAUGUUAAGACUUAUUAGCUGCGUGCUAUUGUAUGCUUAUGUACACUAGAACAUAAGUGGUUACAUUAGAUUUGGCGCCUUGUUAUAUGUUGUUUGCAUGUGACCUUUCCUGAACGUGUGUGCAGCUAUGUGUUUUCCUCGAUGAAACUGGCACAUCCUCCAAUAUUGGUCUCUACAACUAAAAUACAUUUGAUUGUACUUUCGAUUUUUAUCUUUUUUCUAAGCUUUCCAUUUACCCUGAAAGGAAUUCCUCCUCCGCUGUCCUUCAUAUUUCCCUAGAAAUCAGAUAGUUGGUGGCCUUUUAUUCACCUUAUAUGAAAUUACUCUCACUGCGUUUCUGUGAGGCUCCAGGAUUUUAUGUAACUGUUUUCAUACUUCUCAGGAUGGCGAUCAUCCUUGCUGCUUGUCGGAAGUGUGACGACCCCCCCCACCCCUCUAGUCUCUGCUCUUUACCAAACCUAAACUAAGCCAUAUUCUCUGGGUCUCCAAAGACCACCUGGUACUUGUUUUGAGACAGGAAGUAAACAGUCUGUUAUUUGGUGUUCCAGUGACAGAAUCUAGUCUAUCACUACUUGUUUCUUGCACUUUGACACGAUCUCUCACACACAUCUUUGUUUGCCUUAAGAUCACGCGUGCCUCUGAUACUUCCGCUUUGAUAUUUAAAAAUCGAAUGUGCAAAUACAGAUGUGAUGCUUCUGGCUGGGUUCUAACAUUACUCGACAGUUUUAUUAUAUAAUUGCAUUGACAUACUGUAUUUCCAGUAAAGAAAUGGGGAAAAAUACUUGUUCCUUUCUGUCAUCUGGUGGAGAAACAAAGAAAAUGUUUUUCUUGUAAAAGCUUUAAGAACAGAAACAUCUGAAAUAUUUUUUUUUUUUUAAUAUUUCCAAGAUAUUUAACUAUGUAUUUUUGCAUAAACACACAAAUAACAUGCUUUUCCUUUUUUCACUUGUGCUUUCCUUUUCUGCUACGGUGAUCAUAUAUUUGCAAGAUGCUAUUUUGAAAAGCAAAGUAUCUAUCAUAUUGAUCUUUUUAAAAAGCACUAAAGUAAGACUUUAUUGUGGCUUUGUAUCUCUGUUCGUGCAUUUCUUUUGUUUCUCAGAACAGGACAGUUUUUUGUUCUUUCCAAAAUUGUACUGUAGAUGUGAAUGGGGAAUUUUCUCACCAACUUUAAAACUUUAUGCUGCGACUGAACCUCUCAUCCUACAGUCCCAAUGGCGACCCUAGCUUUUUUGUUUUACUUGCUGGCGCUAUAUACACAGCUAGCAGUCCCAUAUAGAUGAUUGUUUAUAUGAAAGAAAUUUUAAACUACUAUAUCGCUCAUUAUUUUCUGGAUUCUCAUUUGUGUGAUGGGCACCUUUUUCUGUCAUUUACUGUUCUUUGUCGUUGUGUAGUGUUGUAAACACUGUACAACCUUUCUCAUACUGCUUUUGAUUGUACUGAUGAAUAUAGAGUUAUUUCAUUUAACACUGUUUUUAUCAGUUUGUAUUCUCUAUGGAAGAAACGUUGACUCUUUUUACAAAAAGAAGUCUCCAGCUUUAGUUUAAUCUCUUUAGUAAAUGUCUGGCCAUGUCUUUUUCACUGUCCUUGUUUAACUUAUUUUUCUAAAUUGGUCAAUUUACAUUUUAUUUUUCAGUCUCUGCCUUAUUAUUCAUAUUCAAAUUGCUAUGAAUUUACAAGUUGAAUGGAAAAAAUACAAGGUAACAGUUUCGCAUUGUGUAUUUCUUUUUUUUUUUUCACACUCCCAUUGCCAGAUGGAUGAUUUUUAGAAAAUGUUUUAUUGUACAUAUCUGUACUAUAUGAAUAUAUUUACUUUUCCAUGCAUGUCCAAGUGGAAUAUCAUGAACACUUUAAAGUGCUGCAGUUUUAAUUAAAGAAACUACA
Cyprinodon variegatus (sheepshead minnow) is the source of this 4240-nucleotide messenger RNA. RefSeq names its product cyclic AMP-dependent transcription factor ATF-7-like (gene atf7a). The transcript is spliced from 11 exons. Gene Ontology annotation, molecular function: DNA-binding transcription factor activity, RNA polymerase II-specific; cAMP response element binding. Bases 104 to 1753 code for a protein of 549 amino acids. Gene Ontology annotation, biological process: regulation of transcription by RNA polymerase II. The record is from RefSeq and is a predicted model, not a curated record. NCBI's taxonomy places the organism in Eukaryota, Metazoa, Chordata, Actinopteri, Cyprinodontiformes, Cyprinodontidae.